Messenger RNA from Bombus terrestris (buff-tailed bumblebee), 7817 nucleotides. Its product is annotated as cell wall integrity and stress response component 2. Lineage: Eukaryota; Metazoa; Arthropoda; Insecta; Hymenoptera; Apidae. The transcript has 4 exons. The record is from RefSeq and is a predicted model, not a curated record. The coding region runs from base 163 to 1209 and encodes 348 amino acids.
ACCCCCUGGCCAGACGCAUCUGCGCAUUUUCCAACAAAAUUUCUCUCACAGGCGAGGUUCUGCCCGUCCCGGAUCGUCGUGUUCGUUCCGACGGAGCAGGCUGCCGGAAGUCCAAACGGAGAAAACCAACCCCUUCGGUUCUUCGCAUAUCGUUUAUCAAUUAUGUACAAAACGGUACGAAAAGGCGAUGCCAGCCUGCAGUACACAAUCCUACCGCAAACGGACCAGUUUUCGUCUUCCGGGUUCCCUCAGACAUCGCACAAGUCGAGCUCGAGGAUCAUCAAGUACAGCGUAGGCAUGUUGAUGAUUCUGAUCACGCUGUCCUGCGUGACGGCGCCGUUUUUGAUGAGCCAGAGCGACCAGCAGCUGUUCACCGGCACGGUGCUGGCCAUAGGUCGAGUUGGGCACAACGCGAUAGCUAGAAACUCGUCGAGGAGUCAGGAGAAAGACAUCGCGAACAAAAGCAAAAACAGACUUCCAGUAACGACCACGGUUUCAUCCGCGGAAGCUUACAGGAAGCAGGAUAUCGAAGACGAGAUGACUACGUUGUCAGAGGCGUCGAAUGUAGAUGAACAAGAGUCACAGGAGUUCACUACCACAGAUUCCACGACGAGUAGCACGCAACGUUUACAAACAUCCACGGAAUCGACGACGAGCGUCAAACAGACGUCCACGUCCACGACAACGUGGUCGACCGGUUUAAAAACGUUAACUAGCACCCCGAGUGAAGCGACCAAGAUGACGUCGAGCGCGCCAACGAGGAAGGGAAAGAUGCCAAGGGUGACGUUGAAGCUCAGGGAGAACGAAACGAUACCACAAAUGUACAUGAAGGCGGGGAUAGCGUCAUACAAAAAAGGAAACAUCACUACGAGCGUCCUGGCACACGGCCUAAGCCUGGAAGGGUUGAUCUUCAAGACGCCGGAGGGAACGAUAAACCCCUGGCCGCAAAAGUGGUUCUUCACCAACCCCUCCUUUCAAUGGAAGCUAGAAUCGUCUCAGCAAGACUUAAACCAGAUGUCGAGAAAGAUUUACUUAACCGUGAUAGUGUUCGGAUCCGUCGCAUGCUUCGUCGUCUGUGUGAUAUUGUACAUGCGAAUUAUGAUAAGACGCCAGCGUCAAAGCGUCAAAGAACCAGAAGUGGAGGGACAGGAGGAGGACAAAUCGACUUUGUUGGGCGCCGAAAGCAAGGAAACCGAGGAAAAGGAGUAAUCGUGAUUCAACCAUGGGAGAGCCACGUAGCUCGUAAGAUUCGCAUAUUUUUACAACGUGUACGUCAGUUUAGAUUUAGGUACUUCGCGUGAAACACCGAACGAACGAUCAUCGAGAUGUUGGGAAUACCGGUUAAUAUUUUUCGGGUUCGUUUAAUCGAGCGUUGAAAGCCCCGUUUUAAGGAAUUGACUGAUCGAAUAAUUAUCGUUCUCUUCGUUGCUUCGUUGCUAUUUUGCUUACUUGGUUAUAGUGGUUCGUGGAGAAUCGAUCUCGGUGAUGUUUUAACAAACGUAAAAUUUUCUGAACGCGAGUCACGUAAUCCCUACCAAGGAUUUAUUUUUCAUAGGAAAUAAUUCGAGCUAAAAAUCGUUAAUAUCGUCGAACAUUUUAAAAUUCGCGAUAUUUCCUGAAAUACCCUAGCGAAGUUUUUGUCUCGUAAUUUGUAUAUACCUAGACGUGAAAAGUGAAUUUUCAUUGAUUCCGAUAUGCUCGAUCUAUGCGGGAGAAGAUGGUUCGAAAGAUAACCAGCUUUCGAAGGUUGGCCAGAUGGACAUUUUUCGUUCGGUAUAGCUUCUUCUUCCUGCAAAUACAAUCGAGACAUAACUUGUAAAAACGACUGAACAGAACGGCGCGGCUUUCGCCUGUUCACCGUUCACGGUCUUAUCCUAUUGCUAGGUUGCGCUAGCGUGUUGUGGUCCGAUUAAUUUUCGCCGAAUUUUGUCUGACACUGCACACUACUUACAAUCAUUGACUCGCGAUCAUAGUCUUCGAAAUGUUUCUAUUAUAUAAUUUAUAAAGACGUAGAAUACUAUUUCGAAAGUUAUUUUCAUUCCUACUGAUUCUACUUGAUAUUUUUUUCUAUCUCAUAUGUAUGUAUAUCGAUACAUAUACGAUAUUAAUAUUAAUAUGCUUGUGUCUAUACUAUAUUUUAUUCGUGCCGUGAUAUCCUGCUGGAUAUAAAACAAUUCCUCGAAAAGAAUUUGGAAAAUUGGAGAUUGGAUGUUUCAUGAAAAUUCUAAACGAAAAGACGGCGAAUAUUCCUUAUAAAUUUAAUAUCGAGGUAUGCGUUUGUUUGUUCAUUUAUGAAUAUGAAAUCGAAAGAAACAGGUGAAUUUUGUACGAGACAAGUAGUUACGUUCAAUAGUUUAUAGCGUCUUUGUGCGCUUAGUGAUGAUUUUUUUACUUCUGACGAUUGUGACCUUAUUUUCUACCAUCUUUUCAACGUGAGUAGGUAAGUAACGAUUCUCAACCAUAUUAUGUCUUUAAUACUAUAAGUUAGGCAAUUUUUUCAAGUACUUAUUUAUGUGUUUAUGAAUGUUAUUCGUAAGCGAAUAAAAACAUUGUCAUUCGAUUAGUCUGGAUGUAACAUUUGGGGCAAGAUGGGGACAUUUCCAUGAACGAUAAUUUUUAGACGUACAAUAUGAACGUACAGGAGAAAAACAGAAUGACAAAGUUGGACCGAAGAAUCUAUGCGGAGAGCCGUUGUAUCAAUGUUCCUAAAACUACAUUGGAGAAGUUGGCUCUCUAAACAGAAAAAAUUCUCAACAGAUGUUGAAGACAAUUUUCGACCUUUCACGAUUGUGUUUUCGGUCGAACGAGAGCAACAGUUAGUAAUUCUUUCUGCCUAAAUCUUCGUUGAUUUCCCUACGGGAUUACAAUGUCCUGUUUCCACGCAAAUACCAUACACUACCAUUAUACAUAUAGUACAUAUGUAUAAUACAUAUAAUACCACCAUACAGUAUUACAAAAUCCAUAUAUAUAUAUAUAUAUAUAUAUACAUAUAUACACAUAUAAAAUCAUAACUGGAACAUACAUAUACGAUCAUAACCCAUACACACAUUACACAUAUAACAAAGAAAUAUUAGUAUUUUAUUUAAAUGAAACGGGCCUACCAUUCGGUCUAACAACAAUGGAUAUGUACAAAUAGAUGCGUACUAUCUUUCCCCGUCGCUAGGGAAUUUUCGCUACUUUUAAAAUUAUAUUUUUCUAUCUUUUUUGUUAAGUUUUGGAAGUUUAUUUUAACAUGUUUCGAUAAACAGGUAUCGAUAUUAUAUAUGAUAUUUUUUGUAGAUACAACAUCAAUAAAUAUAGUAUCCUAGAGCAAUUUUGUUUUAGCAUUUCCAUCUUGCCUCAACUUCCCAUGCAUGAAGUAAAAACGAAAUUCAAACUACUCGUCUUUUCUCUUAAAUCGAGACGUUAUCUUUCAUUGGAUAAUUCUUCGAUAUUUGAAUAUAUUAUAAUAUCUGGUACGACGAGUCGAUUAAUUUAAAAUGUGACAACUUUAUAAUUACCAAACAUAAUACAUAAUUAAUAUGUACUUGGUCGGACCAUGACGUGUUAGAUGCAUCUUUUUUGGAAUGAUACGAUCGAAUUACUAUCGACGGAAUUUCAAAAUCGUGGAAACGUCUGAGAAACGUCGUUCAAACGAGAAUUUUUCUUCGACGACAGAAGGACUCCAUUUGAUUACCGGUAUGUAGAUACUUCCUGGCUAUUCUAUUACAUUAGUGGAUCGCACGGAAGCUAAUCUCACAAUAUCAGGAAGUUCUAAUGAUUUUUUACAAAGCAUCUUGCAUAUCCCCUGUACGUGUUGAGAGUCGUAAAUUUAUCAGAGAAUUUUCGAGCUCUUUCCUACAAAAGAGCUACUAAAGAAACAAAUCUAUCUAUCUAUAUAUAUAUAUAUAAGUGAAAAACAAAGUUACGUACCUCGAUGACCGAUUAAGGAGACAGUUUCUAAAAAAGCAGAUGAGUGACAGAGUCGUUAGAGAAACGAGCAAUCUUUCUAUACUAUUUGUUUCGCUUUAUCGAUCACGAUCGACCGAACGCGUAUAUUUUAUUAGAGAAAGUGAAAUUAAACGUUUGGUCAUCUCCGUAGCGGAUUUUAAAUGAAAUUAACCCGAGAAUAUAUAAAUAUGUCAUCUCGAAAGUAAGAACUUGUUUAAGGGUUUUAUAAAAGCGAAGUAGAAAAUGUAGUAGAAAGAUCGUAGGGUCUUGCGAUUAUCGGAAAUUCCGACUGAGACAGUCAGAUAAUUUGCAAGUGAGUUUCCAGUUGACAUUUCCGACAUAUACUUCGACAUGUUACGGCUUUAAAAAGCAAUCGAUAUUAACGACAGACGCGUCGAAACGAAUGUCAGACGUUAAUGUCGGCGGUCUCCUUAAUUCGGUCACACUAUGUAUUUGCUAAACUUUCUACACUGUGCAUACAGUACACAAUACGCUCCUGUAUAUGGCCAGAAAAUAUUACAAAUAUCUGACCGAUUUUCUUGAAAUGUCAUUAAGAAUCGCACCUUGAAAUUUUCUAGCACCGAUGUGCUUCGAAAAUUUGUUGCUUCAUUUACGAUCGCUAUAAACUUACUGUUACGGGAGAUUGAAAAUUAAGUUUCUCAAAUUAACGUACUCGUUGUUCCUCGAUUCGCUUCAAUUUGCGUUCCAACAAAACAUCUUGCGUUCCAAGAGGAUCAUAGCUUCGAAACGUACAGUAGCAAUCUUGUGCGCGACUAUUUUCAAAAAAAUUUAGAAAAUCAUUUACGUUCGAUAUUUUAUUUCUUUAUUUCAUCGUACGAUUCAAUGAGUAACAUUCUCGAUUUACUUCUCUUCGUCCCAGUUCACAAUGCAAGUUGCAUGUUCCGUUAAAGACAGCCUGUAAUAUUACCUGAGGAUUUCUCUUCACCCACAUAUAAUAUAAAUUAUAGCGAUCAACUCGUUUAAUGAUUUGCUUCCAAUUUUUAUUUGAUAUUUAUUUAAUUACUAACAUGUUCAGAUAUUUUCUAUGUAUUACGGAAGACAGCUUCGUAACGAGAAAAAAUGUUGUAUUAAUUUAAAACGAAAAACACGUGUGCUAGGUGCAUAAAAAUUGCGUAAGAAGACUGUACGUAGUUUCAAGCGCAUAUUUUCUAGAUAUAUUCAUAUUUUAAUGAAUAUAUUAGGCAAUAUUGGAAGUUGCGAGUUAAAAUCACCAGCUACUAAUUACUCUUUGUCAUCGUGGAUGAUUAACGAUUGAUCGAAUUGUCUCGCAAAUUGCGUUAUUUGAUAUUAAUAUUAACGGAGAAACUGCGUUUUUAGCGUUAUACAUUUUCCCUAAGGGUGUAAAGACUUUCAUUAGUGAAAUGUAUUUCCAUGUGUAAUUAAAUAGCGAUGGCCGCGAAGCGACAUCUUUAACAAAAUUUAAGAGACAAUCGAACGCAAUGUUUUUCACGCCAAUUUUUCUGCGAUCUUUACAAGCAACGUCGUUCAGUAUUUUUAGAGCAAUACACAGAGCGUAAAAAGUUAGUUAUUAUUUAAGAAAUUAAUUUGUACAUUUAAACGAGUUUCGAUUAAAUGAUACUAGCUAUUAAUGUUUCAACGAUACAAGCUCAAAUAAUUAUAAAUGUUAAGCGACUAAUCAACAGAAAUUAUUCAAAUUUCGUUCAAAUUUUAUUCUACAGAUACAUAUUGUCUACAUUUCUUUUUUAAAUACGUAACGUAUAUAUAUAUAUAUAUAUAUAUAUAUAUAUAUAUAUAUAUAUAUAUAUACCGUACUGUUAUAUCUACGAAAUCGCUACAUUCUUUCAGAUAUCGUUAAGUUUUGCAAUUCUUCCGAGUGCUUGUGAAUAACGUAAACUGUUGAAUGAUUUUCCUCGACUAGAAUUCAUCCGAAAAGAAGCUCACGAUUGUUGCUAACGAAGAAAUAAAGUUUUUGAAAUCUGCGAAGAGAUUAUUAAAUUCUGGAGGACUUUAUAAAACCUGUUGCUCAGUUACCAUUAUUUUAUCGCGAGGAACAACAUCAAGAUUUAUGAAGAAACGAGUGCAGUUGCCUUUAACAGGUGCAGGAAAGGCCAGUAACAGUAGUUACCAAUUACCUAACAAGGAAAACAUUUUGUUCGUUGAAAUGAAUGUAUAGAAUGACGUGUUAUGUGUUGUAUAAACCUGUGUUAUGUGUAAUUAAACAUAAUCAUGCGAUAUGAUCGAUUAUUUGAUACUAGUACACUAGUAUACUAGAAAACGAUCUUGUAAGAUUUUACCAAUAGAAAAUGAUGACAUGCGAACGGUGAACGUUCGCCAUUUUCUCUGUGUCGCUUUUAUUGUAUUUUUUCGAAUGCAAUUGACUGAUUUGUUAAAAAUUUUGUGAAAAAGCAAACUCGAACUCGCUCGAUCACGGCGAAUCGGUUGUCGACGUUCCUUCGUUCUCGAACCAAUAAACACGCAAAUAGUAAGUACACGUGCAAUUCCGUACAAAGAAAAUGAGAAAAUAGAGAGCGAGAGAGAGAGAGAGAAAGAGAGAGAGAGAACGAGAGAGAGAGAGAGAGAGAGAGAGACAGAGAAAUGUUUGAUGCGUUUUCAAAGAAAUAACAAAGAAGAAAGAACAAAGAAAUAUGAGAAUAAGGGACUUAUAAGUGACACAAUAGUGCUGUAGCUGAGAACAAAGAGACGGUUAUAGUUUCUAUUUUGAAGAUUAUAUUUUUUUAACUUUAUUAAUUUUUGACUUCCACAUACAUGUAUUUAUAUAUAUACAUAUAAUUGUAUAUACAUAUUCGCAUACCUAUUAUAUACACGUAUAAGUAUAAAUAAAUAAAUAUAUAUACAGUAAAUGAUAAAAGUGUUAAGUGGAUAAUGAGAUAUUGUAUAUAUAUAUACAGGAAACACACGUUUGUGUCUGAAAAGGAGGUCGUGUAACGCAUGAAAUCGUGAACAUCCUUUCCGUAAUAAUAUGUAUAUAUGUGGAGUCGUAAAAUUAAGCGUAUCGCGAAUAUCAUUCGUAUGAAUAUAUUAUAUUCUGAUAUAGCAAUCGGAAAGAAGAUCGGAAAUACGCUUUCCAAAAGGAAUUUCUUACACGAGAUGAACAAUUAUGAAGCUUUCUAGAAGAAAAUGUCUUUGGACCGUUUUUUACGGUAUCUUGUUCUAUUUUCAAAACGGUAUUCUUAUAAGCAGCAUAUAAAAUACUGUAUAUUUUAUCGAAACAACAAUUUUUGUUAAAAGCUGUAAUAUUUAAUUUAUUCAUAAAUGGAGAUUUCUAGUCGGCCCAAUUCCACGAACUUCGCGGGCCAGCUUUGAUUUCUAUUACUGUUUGAUUUCAAAUUUUACAGAAUUUAGUUCGUUUUGAGAAACGUAAUUUUUAUCAAUUCCACGUCGUCAUUUCUUGGUUCGAAGCGGAAUUUUUGUGCCAACAGGUCGUCGCAGCGUGAUGCUUAACCAUUCGGAAGAUAUCGAUCGCGUUACUUUACAAACUCAAAGCGAUCUACCCUUUGAUCUUUCGACGUUCAAGUAGGAAGUCAACUUAUCGACUUAAUUAAUACCACAAACGUUAAAAGUGUAUCGACUUCUCACGGUAAAAGGGUGUUGCGUUCAUUCGUCGAUACCGAUAUUAAAUAUCGAAAACUGAACGGUGAAAAGAUGUGACGGAACGGUUAAACGAUUUAAUAGGCGAAACAAUUCUGCGUAUGUACACGUGCUAUUAACACUGUAACGUACGUCUCGGGAAUUACGACAUAGAUCAUCAUUGAUCGUGGCACGUUUACUAUUGGAGAAUUGACUUGUUAAUUCGAUUUAAAAGUGAAAUAGCUCACGCCGAAUUAGGGUCUAUAAAUGUAUACAACCAAAUAAAUGAAUAUGAAUAUAUGAAUGAUGCGGAAUAA